GGUCCAGCAAGAUCUUAGCAAUCUUGGUUAUUCUGGUUUACGGUCCACUCAAAAGAAGACACUCAUGUGAUCGCCCUCUUGUUCCGGUCUCAUUUGAACUGCUCAUGGGGACCCGGAAUCCUUCUCCUCCUCCCGAUUUCUCGGAAGAUUUACAUAAUGUUGACAACAUUGGAGACACUUCCUAUAGCAAACGCUGGCUCUUUUCUCUCUUGUUGGACUUAUUAUCUGUCAUGAAUUCGUCUUCAUUGAAUGGUGAGCAGGUGGAGGAUCUGGAUCCAGAUAUGGAAGAGCGGUUGUGUUGCCUUUGGGAUCUGACUGUUAACCGUGAUAUACUACCUCACUUGGAUGAGUUUGACAUUGUUCCUAUUCUCGCUGACGCCUUGACCUACUCGCGGCAUCCACGGCUCUUAGAAAUCAGCGCUGGGAUAUUAGCCAACAUGGCGCAUAGCCCAACCGCGUGUCAAAAAAUGUCUGAUAUGGAAUCUUUUAUCGAUCGAGUGCUUACCUUGUUCUCCUCAAGGGAUACGCCAACUUUGACUGAGGUCUGCAGAUUAAUGCACACUGUCCUUUCAUCUGGAGACAACGGCUCUGCAUGGCUCACCUCACUGAAGUCUCAGUCCGAAUUUUUCGAUAACUUUUUGUUCAUCCUCCGAAGUUCCACCAAUGAUUCUUUGCUUAUUGCAACCAUUCGUCUCUUGGAUGCUAUUACCCGAGGCGAUGAUCAUUUUGCUGAGGCAUGGUGUGGUUCCGAUUUACUCGAUUCCGUUUUAGAGGCGCAGCAUCAAAUGGUAUGGCUGCAUGGUAGCGAGGUGGAGGUUAUUCACCGUUUAUUUUACACUUUUUCUUCCACCGUCACCGGAGUGGGUGCAUUGAUAAAAUCAUUCGACAGUCUGCUGCCCACUUUCGGAGUUUACUUACGCAAGGUAUGCGAGGAUGAACCGCAUCUCAUUCCAUUUUCCACAUACUACAACAGUCUACGAGCUAUCAUACCGGUCAUCGAUUCCGUCGUUGGCAGUCUGCCGGAGACCGAGGCUGUAUCCUGCUUCUCUUCCGAUCGCAGCGUACUUCCCUGCUUAAUGCACAUCACACUGGGAUGUCAUCAGCAGCUUCGCGAUUGUCCAUUGGUACGAGGUGUGUUGGCCGACUUGAAUAUCCUCUUCAAGGACGUCAUACGUUCCCUUGAUGGACUGUUUCACACACUUACCAACACCCUUGAAGAUCAGAACCAUACGAAUUGGCUCUCUGAUUUGGACCGACCGCCCAAUGCAGCUCAGCGCGAAGCAUUUAUCAGUUGCUUGCUUAACGACGGUGGAUCAGAGAGCCGGAAUCAAUUGCUUUUCGUGUGCACAAUUCUCAAAUUACCGCAUCUUUUAGAAACUUUGGACGAAAUUGCACUUCGCAGUUGGACAGACUUCCCCUGUGUUCCACUUGCCCGAGCAGGAUGA
Messenger RNA from Dicrocoelium dendriticum, 1445 nucleotides. The record is from the annotation of a GenBank genome assembly. NCBI's taxonomy places the organism in Eukaryota, Metazoa, Platyhelminthes, Trematoda, Plagiorchiida, Dicrocoeliidae.